CCCCAAUUGAGAUAUAGAGUAAGAUUAGAAAGAAAAAAAAUGGAGGCUUUUUCUUCAAAGAUGCUUCUAAUAAUUUUUGCCUUUAGUUUCAUUACACACUUUAUCCAAGCAAUUGAAAGACCAUACCAACAAGCAAACACAUUAUUCAUUAAAAAUUCUUGCAGCUCUACAACUUAUCCAAGACUAUGCUACACCUCCCUAGUGAAGCACGCUGAUUCCAUUCAAACGAAUCACGUGCUUUUAACAUGUACGGCCCUAAACGUGACUCUUGCGUCCGCGAAAUCAACAUCGGCUAUGAUAUCAACUCUCUCAAAAAGCCAGGGGCUGAAGCCAAGAGAGGCUGCAGCUAUGAAGGAUUGCGUCGAAGAGCUGAGUGACUCCGUGGAUGAACUACGAAGGUCUAUCGGUGAAAUGAGUCGCCUUAGGACUUCAAAUUUCGAGUUAACAAUGAGUGAUGUACAAACUUGGGUCAGUGCCGCUUUGACGGAUGAGAGUACUUGUACCGACGGAUUCCAAGAGGUUAAUGCUCCGGGUAAUGUUCAGACAACAGUGAGAGGGAAAAUUGUGCAAGUAGCUCAAUUGACUAGCAAUGCUUUGGCUUUGAUAAAUAAACUUGCCACUUCACAUGAAUGAACUAGAUCAAUUAAGGUAUUGUUUUGGUAGAUUCAUAUUUCCAGCAUUAUUAAUGUAAUUGGUGUUGCAUUCUCAAGUUAUGUAGCAUCAAGUUGGCGUGGUUAAACCUAAGUGUGUAAAAGAUUGUAAAUGUGUGGUAAUUAGUUGUUUAGAUUUAUGCCAAUAUAAGUGAGUGAAUUUGGCAUGUGUAUUGUAAAUUUGUACACAAAUUAGUGGUUGAGAUUUAUACGAAUAUUCAAAACUCUUGCUCAUCAA
Molecule: messenger RNA, 888 nt
Organism: Medicago truncatula (barrel medic)
Lineage: Eukaryota; Viridiplantae; Streptophyta; Magnoliopsida; Fabales; Fabaceae
Product: 21 kDa protein
Exons: 1
Coding region: 40-633 (197 amino acids)
Biological process (GO): negative regulation of catalytic activity
Molecular function (GO): enzyme inhibitor activity
Source: RefSeq, a predicted model, not a curated record